This is a messenger RNA of Bemisia tabaci, 2972 nucleotides long. The record is from RefSeq and is a predicted model, not a curated record. Lineage: Eukaryota; Metazoa; Arthropoda; Insecta; Hemiptera; Aleyrodidae.
ACGUGAUUGCGUUGACGCAUCAGUCUCCGCGAGUCAAUCUGUCACGUAGUUGAAAUAAUCCUCCCCUAAUCCCCCCGGAAGUGAAAUCCACGGUCCCCGGUGACCGACGUCUUUUUGCUCCUCUAACGUGUUCCUGAACUCAUCGCCGUCUUCAUCUUAGCAUCCCUCGCGUGGAUCAUACAGAAAUCUCGUUUUCCAAAAUCGAGAAGAAGUAAAAGCCGUUUCCGACUUGGUUGUAGCAAUUUUAGUGCGCGAGUGGUCUGCUAGUUUGGUGCGGAUCCCCUAAGUGCAUAUAUAUAUAAUCUAUUAGGAGUCUAAGCUGUGAAACAGUAGUCAAAUGGAAGGAUAUCGAGGAAAGUCCGACGAUUCGGUGCAAGAUCUCCCCCCUCCUAAAAUAUCCGUCCUGGAGAAAUACCGCGACCGGUUCGAGAAUCGACGUGACAGUUAUCGAGAGUGGUCUGAGGAAUCGGACGAAGCUCCCCCUCCCCCCAGGAAAUCCGUCCUGGAUAAAUACAAAGAUUGGUCUUUAGAUGAAGAAGAGUACAUUGAAACUCCCAUCCCGGAAAGGAUAAACUCAGAUGCCUACAUAAACGUCAUGCUCCUCAGCCCGAAUGAAAGAGUUUUAAGGGAUGUUGUUCCAAUGUCUCAUUAUCCUGGAACCACUCAACAGAGGAACUCGAUUGGACGCGGCAGAUUAGCAUGUGUGAGUUUCGCAGCAGGGAGAGUGUACCCGCGGAGGAGGCUGAUGAUUUUCGACGAAAAUAACCAUCGAAACGUUCGCAACGACGUUCAAUACUUGUCUUACUACAGUAAAACUAGGAACGAAGCUGCAAAACAACAUCCAAAAAUAAAACUUGACGACGAAGAAAAAGUACGAGAGGAUUUAAUCAUAAAACCUGUCAACCCGCCUCACUCGCAUGUAUCAUUUCAGACUCCACUCACAUCUGAGGAAAAGUUAUUGAUUCCUAAAACACUGGAGACAAAACAGACGUUUGACGAUGGAGCUGUAUUUCAAAAAGAAGAGGAAAUCGACACUUGGCUGACUCACCAACGUAAGAAAAAAUCAAAAAAGAAUGAGGAAAGCAACGAAGAUCAGCAGAACGAGGAAUCAGCAGCUUUGAACGAGGAACUAUCGCUUAAUGCAGAGAAAAACCUAACUGUAACAGAAUCAAGCCCUCAACUAAUCAACGAAGAGGAAACAACUGAGGAAUCAAAUCAAAACAUCACAGAGCAAGAACCAGAGCAACUGAAGGAAAACUUAGAUGAGCCACAAGAACCAGAGCAAUUGAAGGAACACCUAGAUGAGCUACAAGAACCAGAGCAAUUGAAGGAAAACCUAGAUGAGCUUCAAGAACCAGAGCAAUUGCAGACUUAUGAUCAACAACCCACUGAGCAAGGACCGGUCGAAGAAGAUAAGGAACAGGUUGACAAAGAAGCAGAAUUCUUAAACUAUCACGAUGACCCAGUGCAAGAAGAACCAGUUGAACCGAAAGAAAUUGCAAAGGAUGAGAAAGAAAUUGAGGAGAUAACAGACGUACCUUACAACAGCAAUGAUGAUGAAAAUAAAGGCAACCUAGAGGAAAAUAUAGAUGAGCUCAUAACAGGAAAUGAGAAAGGAACUGAACAAGAACAAAAUGAGGAAGACUUACAAAAGGACGUAGAGGUGGACACACAAAGAGAGAAGGAAGCAGAGGAAAACGCGGAGAAUAUAAGACAAAAUAGGUCAGAAGAAACUGAAGAACAGAGAGAGGAGGUAACAAUUGCAGAAAAUGAAUUAGUAACCCCUGCUGAUGAAAUUGCAGAAGAGUCUCUUGGCGAAGCAGCAAUUCAAGGUGAGGAAAUAGAGGCAAGAGCAAGAGUACCUAGCCAGGUUGCAGAUGUUCAUGAAGACGUUGAUAUCAAGUCAAUAGAGGAAGUCACUGAUAUUGGAGAAAAUGAAGGGGACAAAAGGGCGACUGAAGUGAGCGAGGUAAGCGAGAGCAAAGAUUGUAGCACACACGAACGUAAAGACAACGACGGCCUAAAAUCUGAGUCAGAAAUCAGUGAUUUAGAGGAGGAUGCAGGCCCAGUGGCGGAGAAGCUUUCCACAAAAGACACUCUUCAACCCGUAACAGAUGUAAAUUUAGAAGAUAUGUCAUUGGUUGAUGAUGUGUUCGAACCUGCACCAGAUACAGCUGCAGUAAAUAAAGUGCAACACGACUUAACGACAACGGAUGAAGAAUGUGAGGAGGAUAGUACAUGAUCUCGUUUCAUGAAUCGUUACCUCAUAUCCAUGCCUCUUUGUGGCGUCGACUGAGAUGAGUUUUCAUCGCAAACAAAUUGGUUAGCAACAGCAACCAGAAUCUCAACCCUCCUAGAUUUAAUUAGACUCAAGGCACAGAGCAAAUCAUGUACAUAAUUUUAGUUAUUACAGCCCUAUUCAACCGUCCUUAUCAGCUCAAAGGGAUAAAGAGCUUUUCUUCAUUUUCUACACUUUCUACAUCACAGUUGUAAAAAUCAUUCUAUAGAAUAGCUAGUAAAAAAUACCACACCCAGUAUUCCGCAAAAAGGUACAAUCCUUUUCCUGUUUUUACUUAAAUGGUUGCUAUCCCCCAACUGAUUCCUCAAAAAUUCUUAUGAGACACUAUACCAUCCCUUAAAGUUUUAAUGAAGGGAAAUACAUUGAAUAUUGAAAAAUAGCAAACUCUUGCUCUCGCAAAAUAAACAGAUGUAGAAAAAGCAAAAUGUAAUACAGAUCACUUCUAUCUAUCUUCCUACUGUAUGUUAAUUCAUUUGUAGCAUGUUAUUUCUCAGUGUGUAAUGCACCUCUCCUGAGAUUUCAAGAUGUUCCUUCUGUAAAGACGAAACUUUCAAAAUUGCACACUUAUUGAGGUGUGAUAUCUCUAAAUUCUUUUUGAAAAAAUGGUUUCCCAAAAAACAUAUAACAUUUCAGAGUCUGAUCAAUUAAAAUUGCAAUUUUACUAUCACUCCUA